This is a messenger RNA of Quercus lobata, 843 nucleotides long. RefSeq names its product AIG2-like protein D. Lineage: Eukaryota; Viridiplantae; Streptophyta; Magnoliopsida; Fagales; Fagaceae. Bases 39 to 683 code for a protein of 214 amino acids. The transcript is spliced from 6 exons. The record is from RefSeq and is a predicted model, not a curated record.
CAAACUCAACCCAAAAAAAAAAAAAAAACGCAAACAGAAUGAGUGCGAGUGCGAGUGCGAGUGCGAAUCCAGUUGGAGUUCCAGUUCAACAUCAUCACAACGUGUUCGUAUACGGCAGCCUCUUAGCUGAUGAUGUCGUUAAGGUUCUCCUUAAGCGCGUCCCUCCCUCUUCCUCUGCCAUCCUCCACUCCUUUCAUAGAUUUAGCAUCAAAGGAAGAGUUUAUCCAGCUAUUCUACCUGUGGAGAAUAAGAAAGUAACUGGAAAGGUCUUGUUUGGUAUCACAAAUCCUGAAUUAGAUAUUUUAGAUACUUUUGAAGAUGUCGAGUAUGAAAGGAGAACUGUUGAGGUUUCCUUGAUGGGUCGCAAAGAAAAAACUCAUUAUAAAGGAUUAUUUUCCUACCAGGCUUUGGAAACCUCAUUCCCUUUGGUACCUAACCUGCCUGACAUGAAGAAGGAUAGUUCUGAGAAGUUACAAGCUCACACCUAUGUAUGGAGUGACAAAAAUGAUCCAAACUUGUAUGGAGUUUGGGAUUUUGAGGAAUGGAAACGAGUACACAAGAAUGAUUUUAUCAAGAUGACCACUGGGUUUGUGGAAGAAUUGGAGCAGCCUGAAUCAAAACCAAGAGUUGCCACAUAUGAAUCAUUCUAUAACCAGGAUGGUCAAAAUCCCCCUUCCUCUUGAUACCAUUCUUGAUUUGUAAAUCCCAAACUAUUUUACACCUGUAUUUUUUUUUACCAUUCUCAAUGCUUCCAUUAUUAAAACUAUGCUGUCAUCCAUUCUACUUUUUCUCCAGAAUUUGUUGCAAAUAAAAAUUGCUUGCAUUGCAGUGGUUAGUUCUCAA